Molecule: messenger RNA, 1215 nt
Organism: Macadamia integrifolia
Lineage: Eukaryota; Viridiplantae; Streptophyta; Magnoliopsida; Proteales; Proteaceae
Product: chloride conductance regulatory protein ICln
Exons: 7
Coding region: 304-1002 (232 amino acids)
Biological process (GO): spliceosomal snRNP assembly; mRNA cis splicing, via spliceosome; chloride transport
Cellular component (GO): plasma membrane; cytosol; pICln-Sm protein complex
Source: RefSeq, a predicted model, not a curated record
UAGCCCUAUACUGCUUUCCCGAUAACCAAACGGAUGUUGGUGCCCCAGCACUUGCAACCAAACACAGUGGAGGGCUUGUGUAACUAGCAACGCUUUCAGCUCCAGUUGGAGCUUGAAGCAUUGAACCGAUUGCCACUACGCGAAGGAAAGAGAUUUGAUUUUGGCGCCCUGAAGAGAGGAAAGAGGAGGGAAGUAAUCGAAGUAGAAAUAGAAAAGGAAAGCCCAUCGAACGUUUGGAAGUAGGUCGCACAAUCGCACCUUGUAGUGGGGAAGAAGUGGAAGUAAUUGUGGAGUUUCGAGAAAAUGGUGUUAGGGUUACAGAGCUUCACGCAGAGAACCGGAGAAGGUGCAGGGCAGCCUAUUCUUAAUGCCGAGAAUGACGAGCAGUUGAUGCACGUUCAACCUGGAGUUGCCAUUGUUCUCGGCAACCAAGCUCCUGAGUCUUCCGGAGCUCUCUACAUCUCCACCAGGAGAAUAAUGUGGCUGAGCGAUGUAGAUUGGGAGAGAGGUUUUGCAGUGGACUUCUUAUCGGUGUCUUUGCACGCUGUGUCGAGGGACCCGGAAGCUUACCCCUCGCCUUGUAUUUAUGCUCAGAUUGAGACAGAAGCUGGUGAAGAUGAGGAGUCAGAAGACUCAGAUUCAGAAUGUGAUCAGACCCGAGAUGUAUCUAAAAUCACAGAGAUGAGGCUUGUUCCAUCAGAUCCGAACCAAUUGGAUUCUCUGUUUGACAUAUUCUGCCAGUGCGCAGAGCUAAAUCCCGAGCCAGUGGAAGAGGAAGAAGAACACAACUGGAUUUUUAGUGCGGAUCAGAUGCCAGAUGAUGCAGGUUCAGAUGGAGGGGAAGAAUCUGAAUGGCAGCUCUCUGAAAAUCCUGCCAACCCCAUUGGUUAUUCGAAUGGGGGCCAUGACCUAACUCAUAGAGUGGUAGAGCUUCAAAUUGAUGAUCAACGCUUUGAUGAUGCUGAGGAAAUGGACCACAACACGCGCAACAGUCACCAGUGACCUUCAUCUUGUCUUCUUAUUUUCUUUUUUUCAACUUUCUUACCUUUGAAUUUACAUUACUUGCUUCUCCAUGUCAAUGGUUUUGGUGUAGUUUAGGCUGUUACAUUUGCUCUGCUUCUAAAGUGUAUUACUUUCUAGAUCUAAACUUUUUUUUUUUUUCCUUCCUUGAAGAAAAACAAUGGAUUGAUUUUAUAGGAGAGUGGUUUGGAUGAA